UGGUGCGCUGUGUCCCUCAGACACAGCGGAUCACCGAUCAACAGAACGAGCCGAAGAUGUCAGCUUGGUCAUGUGAUCAGCUGUGUCCAAUCACAGCUGAUCACAUAGGGGGCAUCUACACUGAUCAUCAGGGCACUGAGGAUCAGUGUGCCCUGAUGAUCAGUGUAGCCCCAGCUGUGCCACCUGUCAGUGUCCAUCAGUGCCAGCUGUCAGUGCCCAUCCAUGCCACCUGCCAGUGCCCAUCAGUGCCACAUCAAUGCCACAUAUCAGUGCCUACCAGUGCACAUCAAUGCCACAUAUCAGUGCCCAUCUGAGCUGCCUUUCAGUGUCACCCAUCAGUGUCAGUCAGUGCCACCUAUCAAUGCCAGUAGUGCCACCUAUCAGUGCUGCCAAUCAGUGCCGCCUAUCAGUGCCAGUCAGUGUCACCCAUCAGUGUGCAUCAGUGCCCGUCAGUGCUGCCUAUCAAUGCUGCCUAUCAGUGCCAUAUAUGAGUGCUGCCUUUCAGUG
Messenger RNA from Staurois parvus, 507 nucleotides. The record is from the annotation of a GenBank genome assembly. Lineage: Eukaryota; Metazoa; Chordata; Amphibia; Anura; Ranidae.